Messenger RNA from Aphanomyces invadans, 1955 nucleotides. RefSeq lists its product as hypothetical. Gene Ontology annotation, molecular function: microtubule binding. Bases 517 to 1908 code for a protein of 463 amino acids. The transcript is spliced from 7 exons. The record is from RefSeq and is a predicted model, not a curated record. NCBI's taxonomy places the organism in Eukaryota, Oomycota, Saprolegniomycetes, Saprolegniales, Verrucalvaceae. Gene Ontology annotation, cellular component: cilium; ciliary basal body.
UAGAAUUUGAAUUUUGUAUGUAAGACCAACAUAAAAUAGUACUGGUUUCACUAUGUAUAUGGCAACUGCCAUCUCGGCCCUACGACACGGAGACGUCGCACUCUCCCAUGACAAAACCUUCGUCACCAUUACACCACCCCCGCCAAGGGCAAGCAGCAUCGCAUCGUGUGGAGUUCAGCGCAACUUUGUUGCGCUAGACGUACGCUGUAAGCACUGCCCUGCGCAGAGUUCACUGGCCCUGGAUAGACAAGAAGCCCUCUGAAGGGCGACAUUGAAGCGCCAUGCCAUGGUGCUUGCCCUGGCCCAAUAAUGUCGCCGAACGUGUGAGAUGCCAACGCUGCUUUACGUCGACUUGUGUUCCAUGAUGCUGUGACUCCAUCCGAGGAGCCGUCUAAGUCAGGUGGGCCCUGGCGCUUCAUCGAACGCAGAACUUCUUGGCGCGACACGUUUGCAGCACCACUUACAUACUUUCGAGUGGCGGAUGGGAUUGCCACUGUCCAUGAUAUUGGUAAACGUAUGCGGAAUUACGUGUCUCGGUACGAUGUCUGCCGCCCCUCGGCCACUAUAAAUAGACCACGACUCGCGUCGUCGUGUGUUAGUGAGAAUCAUAGGGCAAUGGGGGACAGCAUCGAAUCGUUCCGUCUUGCGGCGGAGCGAGCGCUUCGAGACCAACGCGUGCAAUUCGACAUGAAACAGCGAGAGGAAGACUUGGUGCGCCUGCAGGCUGAAAACGCAGACAUGAAAGCCAAAAUGAAGGAAUUGAAAGCGUCCAUGGAUGCCAACAUCGAAGACAGGGAACGCGUCAUUCUGUACAAGGUCAAGCGGAUCGAUGAGUUGCAGGAGAAACUCACUCGACUGGAAGCCGAAGAGGCUGGCCGGAUGGACCGCGCUGUGCGCCACGUUACGGAACAACUCGCGACUAUCACGGCCGAGCGAGAUGUGCUACGUACCAAAUGUGUGGCCAGUGAUGCCAUGCUCAAAGACAUGGAGGCAUUUCAAGCCGUCAAGAGCAACCUCGAGGCAGAACUGGCACGAUUGCAAGCGGAAAAUACGCGGAUCGAGACGUCCUGCGCCGCUCGGUUGCGCGAACUCGAAGUGAAUCAUCUCAUGCACCUACAGCGGCUGAAGCGAGAAAAGGACGACGAUGUCAUGCGAACGCGGCGCGAGAUGGAAAAGGCCAUGCUGGACGGCCUCGACGGCACGACCCGCCGAGCCGUACUAGAGAACGAAAAGCUCACCCUCGAGUUGAGCUACCAGUCGUCCAAGCUGGAAAAGAUGAUUACACAAAACGAAGCACUGAAGCGGUCAAAGGUCGAAAGCCGCAACAACACGGAUAUAUUGACGGAAAUGACAGAAACGUUGUCGAAAAAGGUGAAAUUUUAUGAAAAAUUGUUCCAAAAAAUGCACCAGAAAGAGCGCAUGGCCGUCGAACAACAGCUCGUUGCUGCCCAAACAAAAGCCAACGGACAGCGCGAGAAAGCCAACGUGCUCUUGCACGCACCAGUCAAGCCUUCACAGUUGCAACCGAGCUGUACAACCACCGAUGAUCCGAAAGGCAACAAGGGCUCAACUUGGCAAGAAGCACUCGAUUCUCACUUGGCCGAGAGGUAUAAGGCCAAACGUGGAAUCGACGUUGUCGUCCAGUACAACCAAUUUCUCCAAAAUGGAAUGGAUGCGAACGCGUCUGGAAAGUCGACAUACGCAUCAAGUCUGGCUGCACCGCCUCCACGAAUCAGUCGUCGUGCCGCACCUGUCCGUUAUGCGCCACAAGUGAUUGAAUCCAUACGACUGCCGCACAUUGUCGACACGGGCGAUAGGCAUUACAUUCCCAAGGCAGAGUACCUCGAGUCGACAUCGCCGCCCCGCCCACCGCGGCGAGCGGAUGGGUCGUACACUGCCAGGACCUAACGGAGUGCGCUGCAACGAACAUCAAUCUUUCCUCUUUUCCUUUUCCA